Molecule: messenger RNA, 1235 nt
Organism: Anopheles coustani
Lineage: Eukaryota; Metazoa; Arthropoda; Insecta; Diptera; Culicidae
Product: hydroxysteroid dehydrogenase-like protein 2
Exons: 4
Coding region: 112-966 (284 amino acids)
Cellular component (GO): mitochondrion
Source: RefSeq, a predicted model, not a curated record
GUUCAAGGAGUAGCGGUAGUCAGUUGUGGUCGUGGUCAUCAAUUACUUCUAAGUUUUACAUCUGCAGAACUGGUCCCCCUUCCCUUAAAACCAGAAGGGUGACAGUUAAGAAUGCAAAACAACGGGAAACUUGCUGGCUUGACGUUGUUCAUCACUGGAGCCUCCCGUGGAAUUGGGAAAGCGAUCGCUCUGAAAGCAGCUCGCGAUGGGGCAAAUAUUGUGUUGGCGGCCAAAACAGCCGAACCACAUCCAAAGCUACCAGGAACGAUCUACACAGCAGCUGCCGAAAUUGAGGCCGCUGGUGGAAAGGCCUUGCCGUGCAUAGUGGAUGUGCGCAGUGAGGAAGCGGUGCGGGCCGCAGUGAAGAAAGCAGUUGCCACAUUUGGCGGUAUCGAUAUCCUGAUCAACAAUGCGAGUGCUAUUGCGCUAACGCCGACUGAGGAAACGGAUAUGAAGCGAUACGAUUUGAUGCACAAUAUCAACACCAGGGGAACUUUUCUCGUGUCAAAAGAAUGUCUCCCGUAUCUGCGCAAGAGUCGACAUGCCCAUAUUUUAAACAUGUCGCCACCGCUAGACAUGGACCCGGAAAUGUUUAGCGACCACGUAGCCUACACGAUCGCCAAGUACGGAAUGUCGAUGUGUGUUCUAGGUAUGGCCCGGGAGUAUGAGAGCGCCAACAUUUCCGUAAACGCUCUAUGGCCUCGCAAGAUUGUUUUUACCACAGCGGUGGAGGUGCGUCGUGGAAAGGAAAGCAUUACAUAUGCGAGGAGCCCGCAAAUCAUGGCUGAUGCUGCGUAUGCGAUUCUGUGCCGCCCACCAGGAGUCACCACCGGAAGAUUUUUCCUUGAUGAAGAAGUACUAGCGGAAGAGGGUGUGAAGGAUUUGGCUCAAUAUGCUCAUGUUCCGAAAAAUUCGCCCACCCUUACUUCGACUAUAUUUGUUGACAAAAAGAAGGCAAAACUGUAGUCAUUUUUUUAACAACUACUCCCGGCAACCAUUUUACAAAAGGCGAAAGGUAUUCUAGAAGCUGAUAAGUGGAUCAACGUCACACUGCAAACAGGCGGUGGUUUGAAAAUGCAUGCUUGUUAAAAUUUAGACAGUUCGUUUCUGGGAUGAAUAGUUUGAUGAUGUAUUAUUUAUCUUUGACAAUGUGUUAUACUAUGAACAGAACAGAGCAACUAAAUUGAUCAAACAAUAUUUCAAAUCAUAUCAUCAACGGAACGAAAUCGAAGAAA